This is a messenger RNA of Microdochium trichocladiopsis, 1218 nucleotides long. RefSeq lists its product as uncharacterized. The record is from RefSeq and is a predicted model, not a curated record. The coding region runs from base 1 to 1218 and encodes 405 amino acids. Lineage: Eukaryota; Fungi; Ascomycota; Sordariomycetes; Xylariales; Microdochiaceae. The transcript has 2 exons.
AUGCGACGAGACGGUGUCCGAAGCGCGGUCAUGCUGGCCUCCGUUCCCGCCGCCACGGCUCAGUGGUGGGGAGGCGCUCCCGAGUGUGCUAUAAGAACACCCCAGCUAACAGCCUUCUCUUCUUACUUCCGGCAGCAAUCUUGCCUGUCCUCAGCCUGGUCCGCCGCCGCAAGCCCCUCGACAACCAUAACAUCCGGCUCCUCGACCAUCACCCCGGCCCCGUGGAACGGCUGGGGCCCCGGCGGAAGCGGCGGCUACUGGCCCGCGCAGUCCGACUACUGCGACGCCGGCAAGGCCAGCGCGGUCAACGCGUGCGUCAACUCGGCCUGCACGUCGACCCUGUCCUCCCUGUUUGCGAGCUACACCUCGCUCUCGUCGUCGCUGUGCUCGCGCUACGAGUCCUGCCUCGCGGCUGACCCGGCUGCCGCCACGGCGGUCCAGACCAUCACAUUCCCCGCGGGCCCGGUGACCUGGGCCGCUCCGGGGGGCUGGGGUCCCGGCGGCGGUGGUGGUGGUCCCGGUGGUCCCGGGGGCCCCUUUGGGUGGAAGAAGAGAGGUGUCGCCGACAGCUGUGUCGGUCACGGUGGUGGCGGUGCCGGACCCCACGGCCGGCGAGAUUCGCCUUUGGGGGGUCCCGGUGGCUCUGGCGGUUGGGGAGGACCUCCUGGUGCAGGUGCUGGUGCCGGCGGCCCCGGACCGUGGGCACCCGGCUGGGGGGUCGACAGCACCCAGGCGAGCAGCUACUGGUCCGAAUGGGCGUCUGCCUGGUCCGCGGGCAGCACGGCGACGUGGUCCGGCGCGACGGUCACCGUGACGGGGGCGGCCGCCGCGUGCAACAGCUUUGCCGGGUCGCCGUGGUUCGUCGGCCCCGGGGGCGGGUGGAACGGCGCGGGCGGGUUCAACGGCUGGAUCGGCUGGGGCAGCGGCUGGAGCUGGGGCCCGACGACGACGGUGACGCAGCUCGUCACCACCACCGGCUCUGGCGGCUCCUCCACCGUGGCCACCCGCCUGGCCACCCUCGCGCUGGCCGUCAGCGGCGACUUCACGACCGGGUCGACGGUGGGUGCCGCGGCGGUCACGGGUGCGCCGAAUUCCGGAUCCGGUGCCGCGCCCGCCGCGCGGUCGGCCCUGGUCGGCGGUGAUGGGGAGGGGAGUGUCGUGACUCGCAUGUGUGCUGUCGCGGCUCUAACCGUCUUCCUGCUCGUGGGGUUGCUGUGA